This is a messenger RNA of Lodderomyces theae, 1743 nucleotides long. RefSeq lists its product as uncharacterized. Bases 1 to 1743 code for a protein of 580 amino acids. The transcript has a single exon. Lineage: Eukaryota; Fungi; Ascomycota; Pichiomycetes; Serinales; Debaryomycetaceae. The record is from RefSeq and is a predicted model, not a curated record.
AUGACCGCACACGUUUCAAAAGACGAUGAUUCCUUGUUUGCAUCAUUUUUGACCAAAGAGACAUUUGAGGGAUACGAGGAUCCAGAAAAGUUCAAGCAGUACAUUCCCAAAAUUGAACAGUACAAGAAGGCAUUGGAAGAGGGAAUUUUAGACGAGUAUAAGGUUGAGUUUCCGAAACCAAUUGAGGAGUUGGUAGAGGAGCAACUCGAUGCUGUUGACUACCUAUACAAGCACAAGCUACUCACACCCGAGGAGUUUGAAAUCACAGACUCGCCUGCCACUGAAAUUGUGAGAAACAUUGGAGAUGGGAAAUGGACUGCAGUGCAGGUUUUCAAAGCGUUUGCACAUAGAGGAACAAUUGCUCAUCAGUUUACAAACUGUGCUCACCAGUUGUUUGUUGAUGAAGGAUUGAAGCAUGCGCAAAAGUUGGAUGACUACCAAAAGCAAAAUGGGAAACUUAUUGGACCGUUGCAUGGAGUUCCAAUAUCCUUGAAAGAGCAAUCAGGAUAUAAAGGAAAGAUCACACAUGCUGGGUACGUGGGAUUGAUCGACAACAUUCCAGCUAAGCAUGCGGUGACAACACAAAUUCUCUCAGAUUUGGGGGCGGUAUUUUACAUCAGAACCACACAACCGCAAACCUUGAUGCAUUUGUGCUCAGGAAACAACUUUUCGGAAAAGACUAAAUGUCCUUUCAACAUUGCGUUAUCGAGUGGUGGUUCGUCCUCAGGAGAAGGAGCAGUGGUUGCGUUUGGUGGGUCAGCUAUUGGCAUUGGAUCAGACAUUGGCGGCUCAGUGCGAGCACCUGCUGCGUACUCAGGGUGUCAUGGAUUAAGACCAACUACAAGAAGACUAUCACUAUUAGGAGGUGUGUCCUCGGGUGCUGGUCAAGAGUCAGUUCCAGCUGUGUAUGGGCCGUUGACUAGAACAAUCAGUGACAUUGAAUACAUGAUGAAGACGUAUAUAAACAAUGGCCAUCCAUGGGAUUAUGAUGCCUGGUCAUUGUACAUGCCUUGGAGAGAUGUUCCCAAACCGCAAGCCAAAGACUUGACUAUUGCAGUCAUUAGAGACGAUGGGUUGGUGAGACCAUCACCACCUAUCAGACGUGGAAUUGAUACUGUGGCCAAAAAGUUGAAAGAAGCAGGAGUGAAAAUUAUAGAACUUGAUCCACCAAAUACUAAAUUGGCAUACGAAACAAUCAACAAAAUGUACAACUGUGAUGGUAAUGAGAAGCAACGCGAGUUAUUGGCAAAAAGUGGUGAGCCAUUGCAAAGACUUACCAAGUGGAAUUUGAAUUAUGGAGACGGUGCAAGAAACUAUACCAUACAAGAGAAUCGUAAGUUGAAUGUGAUUAGAGAUGCCUUGAGAAACGAGUACAACGAUUUGAUGGUUGAGAAAAAGAUUGAUUUCAUCUUGUCCCCAGCUUAUAACAACGUUGCGCCACGUCCAGGUGAGGUUUACAAUUGGUCAUACACUGCUUUAUUCAAUAUCUUGGACUUCCCAACGUUAGCAUUCCAAACAGGAUUAAAACAGGAUCCGGAAAUCGAUGUGUGGACUGAUGAAGAUAAGAGCUACAAAUUCAGAUCCAAGUUGGAGGAGUUGGAAAAUAGCAACUAUAAACCAGAGGAGUUCAAACACGCUCCAAUUGGGUUACAGUUGAGUGGAAGAAGGUAUCGCGAUGAGGAGGUUGUUGCUGCUGGUAAGCUUAUUGUCGACGAUAUUUUAAAGGUUAAUCUACUCAAUUGA